AAUACGAUAAAUAGUUAUUAUAUGAACGAUGCAACACGGAAAAGCAUGCGAGUUUUGUAAUGAAACGAAAGACAAUUUAAAGGCUUUAAAAUCGAAAUUAAUAUGCACAGAUUGUAUUAGAGAAAUUACUGGAAAUUUUAAAUCUUCCAUUGAUAAUCCGGAGAAGAUUGAAAAUAGACGGGAAAAUGAACAAUCGAAAAGAAACUCUAGCGAAGGGGAUGUAAAGUUCAAUGAAAACAUUUCGAAUUUGGCGAUAAAGGCGAAUAGGGUGUCUGUUGAUUUAAAUACUUUAGGAGAGUUAAACGUCGAUCCAGAAGUUAUGGAAGAAUUAUUGGAGAAGGUAGACGAAUCGGUAGGAAAAAUGGAAGAAUUACAAAAGGCAAUUAAUAAGUUCAAAGAGAGUGAAAAAUAGUUGAAUAGAUAUAGAAAGAGAGAGAGAGAGAGAGAGAGAGAGAGAGAAUUAUAGCACCUGCAUCCUGUCUUUGAUUGAAAAUUUUCAAACGCUUUCAAUACAUUGUAACAUGCGAAAAUUACUGAUAAGAUUCUUGAACAUACCUGCAUAUAAUUUUCUCGUUUUAUUAAAUAAUAUACAGUAUUAUUAAAAUUCUUUAGGAUCUUAUAGUCAAUAAAUAAGAAUAACAAUACCUAUUCCUUUUUAAUGAUUAGUUUUAAAA
This is a messenger RNA of Dimorphilus gyrociliatus, 674 nucleotides long. Lineage: Eukaryota; Metazoa; Annelida; Polychaeta; Dinophilidae. The record is from the annotation of a GenBank genome assembly.